This is a messenger RNA of Orycteropus afer afer, 2334 nucleotides long. It is a transcript of the gene JHY, whose product is annotated as junctional cadherin complex regulator. Gene Ontology annotation, biological process: brain development; axoneme assembly. The coding region runs from base 1 to 2334 and encodes 777 amino acids. Lineage: Eukaryota; Metazoa; Chordata; Mammalia; Tubulidentata; Orycteropodidae. The record is from RefSeq and is a predicted model, not a curated record. The transcript has 8 exons.
AUGAGUUAUAGUAAAGUAACUCCUAAGCUCUCUAUUCAGUCUCCUGUCCAUCACUCUAAAUUAAGUGUGCAGUCAACAGUCAGGUCUGUUAUGAAAGAAGGUUUACAUCUGAUUUCAAAAGACUCCUUGGAAACUGAUUCAGAAAGUGCCUCUCAAGAGAUCAAGUCCCAGUCUGAACUUGAGGACCGAAUCCAGGACAACGACAUGGAGCCUGACAGCUUAGAGGAGGAAAGCCCUCAAGAGGAAAGCCUGAGUGAGACAGAAGAGGAGGUGAGCAGAAAAGUAGCUCAGAUGGCCAACAAGGAAAACCACCAGACCCAGGCCAGUGGCUUAAGUAACAGCCAACAACCAGCAGAGGACAAAUAUUCGGACCUCCGAUAUGACCCAAACUGGAAAACUAAGGAAGAAAAAGGGCAGUUGUUGACUGUAGAAACAUUGCCAGAGUCUCAAGACAGCUCUACAGAAAAUUUAACUUUGGAUCCACUUUACCCUUCCAAGGAGACCUCAGUGGAACCCUUAGGAGGAAAAGAGGAACAGAAGAGCCCACAGAGUGAAGUCUCCUUACUUGGUAGUGAAUUUUUAAGCCCAAACUAUGAACGUGGUACCCUUCGUAGCCAACCACUUUCAGAGCUGAGUGAUAGUGACCAGGAGAAGUCCAGCAACCUCUCUCAGUACGUAAAGAGUUCAAGUUCACAUAAUGAGGUUUUCCUGCCAGGAUCACGUGGCCCUCGACGAAGAAAGUCCAAACAAUAUUUUGUGGAAAAAAAUAAGCUGACUUUGGGAAUACCUACUCCUAAAACUGACUCUUAUCUUCAACUUCAUAACAGAAAAAGGGGGGAAACUCACGUAGAACAGAUCUCCUACCCUGACAGAGUAACUGACAAGACGCCUAUUCAGAAUGCCAAAGAGAUUGAAAAUGCUGCCAUCAAUCAUGAAGACAAGUGGCAUCAAAGAGCCCAACAGCUAAAGAAUUACCAGGAACAUUGGUCUCAAUAUGAAAACCCAAAAUCAAGCAAUGUGCCCAGACGUCAAUCUUCUGAAGCAGCUGAUGGCCAGCGACCUUCCAGAAGACCAGCCAAGCACACAAUUCGAAAGCAGCAUAAACACCAGAGUGGCGUGAAAGCUUUAAUGACCAAAGAGCUAGUUGCCAGUCAAGGAAACCAGGAUAAUACGCCCAGACAGCAGCAAAACCAAAAUCAGUUCAUUGACGAUUCAGUAGAGCAGGAAUCAAUUGUGCUUAUGAAUGCCCCUAACAAUGAUUUACAAGACUCAAGUGCACUUAGGAGCCAGAAUCCCAAAGUAAACUCCAAUAAAUUUGCUCCACCAAAACAAGCUUUUGACAAGGUACCAUAUAAAAACUCUACUGGCUAUUACUGGGUGAAGAAUAUUAAUAAAGAAAGGGGACACAAAGUCCAAGAAGAGAAAGGAUUUUCCUAUCCACAGCUACAUGCCAACGCUCUUUCCAAUACGGACUUGAAAUACGUUAAUGAACUUUCUAAGAGACAAGUGCCUCUGAGCCAGAAAGACUCUCAGCCUGUUUAUAACAUAACCAUUAAUCGAGCAUCUGAAAAUAAGAAGCAACCCAAACAGAUUUAUACAGAGACAAAAUAUAAGAACAUAGAAAUGUUAUGGAAAUUCCAUUCUUCCUCUGACAGCCAACCUGUUAGAGCUUCUCCAGAUGCUCAGCUCACUCAGAUAAUGGAUCAGCAUCAGCAAGCCCUAAUGCAGCUGACUGAGGUGCAGCCCAAUGGAGGGGCCUUACACAGCAUCACAUUUCCACCCAUAAUGUCAAGGGUAGAAAGUGAAUCCCAACUCAGUUCAGAAAGAAGCCAGAGAAACCAAAUGAAAAUUAGUCGUAGCAAUUCCGAAGGUUAUCUGUUUCAACUGGAAAAAGGAAAAAGACACAGGAAAAGAAGCAGCAUUAAGAGUUCCAAGCUGAAAGGUUAUCAGAAAAGAGAUGUGAAACUUGGUGGCCUUGGACCUGACUUUGAGUCCAUCAGAGACAAAAUGCAAAAAUUAACACAACAAAAGGAAUAUGCAAAACAAGUUAAGGAGUACAACAUGAAGACACUAUCCAUCCUGUCAAAACCACAAACAGCAAAAACUGAGACAAAACCUGCUAUCCCUCGGCAGAAGGCUUUGGAAUAUGCUAAAACCAUUCCAAAACCGAAAUCAUCAAAUCUGACUGAUCAAGGAUCAAAGGAAAGAAAAAAUCCAGCCUAUACUGGAAAGGAAGAAAAUUUACCUAAAAUCCCACUUCUGGAAAUACUGCAGAGCAGACAUGAAAGAGAAAAACAGGCUGUGGCUGCUUUCAAAGUCCUUCACAUUGUAUAG